GCCGCCCGAUACCUUCGACUCCAGUCGAAUGAUAUGAAGCGCAGUCGACUUGGUCGAAUGAUUCGUGGAGUCGAAUGAUUAGUAUUAGUAUUAUUCGAAGUCGCGCAUCGUUAGUUGGUUGGUGUUAUAAAUAUUCUUUGAAUUCUUUCAUAGUGGAUAUUGUGAAUUUGUAAAAUUAAAUUGGUGUGAUUUUGUGUUACAAUCGUCGGCGCAACUAAAAAAUUAACGGAAUCUUUAAAAUAUUCACUAUAUCGGCCAAGUGGAUGUGAGAACUUUAUUGUAGUGUUGACUACCUCACAGAAACUUGUCGAGAAAGCUGACUCUAUACAUUUUGUGCCAAACACUCCAAGAAACAUUAGAAUGUGUCACACCCACAUUCUAAUCUAAAAAAGGAAGAUUGAUACUAAAAUAAGACGAUGGCUGCAUGGCUUUGCCUUUGCCUUUCCCAAUAAGAAAGAAUUAAAUUAAAAAAAAAGAAAGAGGAAUGUUUUUUUCUGAAAAUGUGAAUUAAAAUUGUGCAGAUCUACAAUUUUUUACAUUUCUAAUUCCAAUAACUCCUCAUCCGAAUUAAAUACAUAAUAUUAUUUUAAGCGAUAUAACACUGACAUAAAAUGGCGGAUGAAGAAAUCAAUGGAGAUACUGACGAUAUUCAGCAUGAUAAAGACAAGACUCAAAAGAAAACCGCAAAACAUGAUAGUGGAGUAGCCGACCUGGAAAAAGUUACAGAUUAUGCGGAAGAAAAAGAAAUCUCCUCACAAGACAUAUCAGGAGCUCUCUCACUGAUUGGGGACAGAAGAAAUAAGGAAGCUGCAGAACGCUUAGAAAAAGAAAAAGAACUUCAAAAAGUUUCAGUCAAGAAAGACGACAUUGAACUAAUAGUCAAAGAAAUGGAAAUAUCUAGGACAUUAGCAGAGAGAACACUACGAGAGCAUAGAGGUGAUGUGGUGGCGGCCUUAACUACUCUUACAAAUUAAAUUGGAAUAUU
Molecule: messenger RNA, 985 nt
Organism: Chilo suppressalis (striped riceborer)
Lineage: Eukaryota; Metazoa; Arthropoda; Insecta; Lepidoptera; Crambidae
Source: the annotation of a GenBank genome assembly